This is a messenger RNA of Alnus glutinosa, 5182 nucleotides long. RefSeq lists its product as uncharacterized. The transcript has 14 exons. Gene Ontology annotation, biological process: mRNA splicing, via spliceosome. The record is from RefSeq and is a predicted model, not a curated record. Gene Ontology annotation, molecular function: mRNA binding; helicase activity. Gene Ontology annotation, cellular component: catalytic step 2 spliceosome. The coding region runs from base 140 to 4771 and encodes 1543 amino acids. NCBI's taxonomy places the organism in Eukaryota, Viridiplantae, Streptophyta, Magnoliopsida, Fagales, Betulaceae.
CCAUUUGUAUACACGCCAUUUGUAAUAACAAGCAUUUUUAUACACGAAAUUGAUUUUUAUGCACCAUUCAAAACCCUAAAACUAGUAUUCUCAAAACCCUACUCUUGAGUUCGACUCUCUAACGCACGAAUUCCUGACAAUGACGAAGGUGUACGGAACAGGUACGUACGAUUUCAAGCGGCACCGAGUGGCGGAGUACCCGGUGGAGCUGCCGGCGGAGAAGCCGGUGGUGGCGAAGCCCGGCGGGGCGCUCCCUAGCACGAUAACUCUGUUGGAGAUUCAGCGGGACCGGCUGACGAAGAUAGCGGAGGAGAAUUGGUCGAGGGCCGGCGGAGCGAAGCCGGAGAAGCCGUUUGAACCGGAGCUGGUGAAGGAGAUCUACGAGACGGAGCUAGUGGUGAAAGGUGGGAGAAAGCCCGUUCCGUUGCAGAGGGUGAUGAUUCUGGAGGUGAGCCAGUACCUGGAGAACUAUCUGUGGCCAAAUUUUGAUCCAGAAACGGCGACGUUCGAGCACGUGAUGUCGAUGAUAAUCAUGGUCAAUGAAAAGUUUCGAGAGAAUGUGGCGGCUUGGGUAUGCUUUUAUGAUCGGAAAGAAUUGUUCAAGGCAUUCCUUGAGAGGGUUCUUCGGCUGAAAGAGGGAAGAGAAUUAAGCAUAGCUGAGAAGACGAAUUACUUGGUUUUCAUGAUCAAUGCCUUUCAGAGCUUGGAAGAUGAGGUUGUCAGUGAGACUGUUUUGAAAUUAGCAAGCUUGCAAUCCUGGCACAGUUUGUCAUAUGGUCGUUUUCAGAUGGAACUUUGUCUUAAUAUGGAUUUGAUAAAAAAAUGGAAAAGAAUGAUGAAGAGAGAGGUUAAGGAGGCAGCAGCGCGAGGAGAGAUUUUUGACCCCUCAACUAAGCUUGAAGUGAAAUUCUUGAGAAAUCUUAUUGAAGAAUUUCUGGAGGUACUUGAUUCACAGGUUUUCCCCCAGCAACAAUGUGUUAAUGAAGAUGAUGAAGUAAUUGAUGUUAAUGGUUUGGAGCAAGUUGAUGAUGCUUGUGUUUUGUACUGUGAGAGGUUUAUGGAAUUUCUUAUUGAUCUCUUGAGCCAACUGCCAACAAGGAGGUACUUGAGACCUCUUGUUGCUGAUGUAGCUGUUGUUGCCAAAUGCCAUUUAAGUGCUCUUUAUAGACAUGCGAAAGGGAAACUCUUUGCACAACUGGUUGACUUGCUACAAUUUUAUGAGAAAUUUGAGAUUAAUGAUCAUGCUGGGACACAAUUGACGGAUGAUGAGGUGCUCCAGUGUAAUUAUGACCGCUUCCUGUCUUUCCAGCUUCUUGCAUUUAACAAGAUCCCUAAGUUGCGAGAACUUGCAUUGGCGAACAUCGGUGCAAUUCACAAGCGAGCUAAUCUCUCUAAGAAGUUGUCUGUGCUUUCUCCUGAAGAGUUGAAGGAUUUGGUUUGCUGUAAGCUCAAACUGAUCUCAGAGGAGGAUCCCUGGUCAGAAAGGGUUGAUUUUCUCAUUGAAGUCAUGGUCUCCUUUUUUGAGAAACAACAAUCUCAAAAAGAAGCCAUAAAUGCUCUCCCACUUUACCCCAAUGAGCAGAUUAUGUGGGAUGAAAGCCUUGUACCAAGUAUAAAUUACUCGGGCGAAGGUUGUCUGGCCCUUCCUAAACUUAAUUUACAAUUCUUAACACUUCAUGACUAUCUUUUGCGAAAUUUCAAUCUCUUCCGUCUUGAAUCUACAUAUGAGAUACGUGAGGAUCUUCAGGAAGCUGUACCACAUCUCCUUGCCUACAUUAAUAUUGAAGGAGAAACUGCUUUUCGUGGUUGGUCAAGAAUGGCUGUGCCAAUUAAAGAAUUUAAGAUCGCUGAGGUAAAGCAGCCAAACAUUGGAGAAGUGAAGCCAGCGUCAGUUACUGCAGAAGUCACUUUUAGCAUUUCUAGUUAUAAAGCACAAAUAAGAUCAGAAUGGAAUGCCCUUAAAGAGCAUGAUGUUCUAUUUUUACUUUCUAUCCAGCCUUCAUUUGAGCCUUUAAGUGCUGAAGAAGCUGCCAAGGCAAGUGUGCCACAAAGGCUUGGCCUUCAAUAUGUGAGGGGAUGUGAGAUUAUUGAGAUCCGUGACGAGGAGGGGAUCCUCAUGAAUGAUUUCACAGGAAGAAUUAAACGAGAUGAGUGGAAGCCUCCAAAAGGGGAACUGAGAACUGUAACGGUUGCUUUAGAUACAGCACAAUACCACAUGGAUGUCGGCAAUAUCGCAGAGAAAGGUGCAGAAGAUGUUUAUGGGACGUUCAAUGUAUUGAUUAGGAGGAAGCCUAAAGAAAACAAUUUCAAAGCAAUUUUAGAGUCUAUAAGAGAUCUUAUGAAUGAAUAUUGUAUUGUUCCUGACUGGCUGCACAACGUAUUUUUGGGCUAUGGGAAUCCUUCUGCAGCACAAUGGACUAAUAUGCCUGAUCUUUUGGAAAUGGUAGAUUUCAAAGAUACUUUUCUUGAUGCAGAUCAUUUGAAAGAGAGCUUUCCAGAUUAUCAGGUUUGUUUUAUAAAUUCAGAUGGUAGUGAAAACUUGCAUCCACGGUCACCUUUUCGAAUUAGGCUUCCCAGGAUGCUAAAAGGUGGUAGUAAUGCCCUUCCAGGGAAUAAGACGUUUGCAUUGGAUUCAGCAAAUGAUGUAAAUAUGGUGGAUGCUGGUUGUGAGAAAGAAAAACUCAUUGUUGAGGCAUACACUCCUCCUGACCCAGGUCCUUAUCCCCAAGAUCAGCCAAAGCAGAACUCAGUUAGAUUUACAGCCACACAGAUUGGAGCAAUCAUCUCUGGUAUUCAGCCUGGACUAACUAUGGUUGUGGGUCCACCUGGUACGGGAAAGACGGAUACAGCUGUGCAAAUCUUGAAUGUUCUUUAUCACAAUUGUCCUUCUCAGCGAACAUUAAUUAUCACUCAUUCAAAUCAGGCUCUGAAUGACCUCUUUGAGAAGAUAAUGCAGAGGGAUGUACCUGCACGCUAUCUUCUUCGACUUGGUCAAGGUGAACAAGAGCUAGCAACUGAUCUUGACUUCAGCAGGCAAGGCCGUGUAAAUGCAAUGCUUGUUCGGCGUUUAGAAUUACUUAGUGAAGUGGAGAGGCUGGCAAGAUCUCUCCAACUGCCCGAGGAUGUAGGUUAUACUUGUGAAACUGCUGGAUACUUUUGGUUGCUUCAUGUAUACUCUCGCUGGGAGCAAUUCCUGGCUGCUUGUGCAGAAAGUGAGGAUAAAGCAGCAUUUGUUAAAGACCGCUUCCCCUUCAAGGAAUUUUUCUCCAACUCACCGCAUCCAGUUUUUACGGGUGAGUCAUUUGAGAAAGACAUGAGAGCGGCUAAGGGGUGCUUUCGUCAUCUUAAGACAAUGUUCCAAGAGCUUGAAGAGUGUAGGGCAUUUGAAUUGCUCAAGUCAACGGCUGACCGAGCUAAUUAUCUAAUGACGAAGCAGGCAAAGAUUGUUGCAAUGACUUGCACUCAUGCUGCUCUGAAGAGGAAAGAUUUUCUUCAAAUAGGUUUCAAGUAUGAUAACUUGUUGAUGGAAGAAAGUGCCCAAAUAUUGGAGAUUGAGACCUUUAUCCCAAUGUUGCUUCAGAGGCAAGAAGAUGGUUAUGCACGGCUUAAACGUUGCAUUUUGAUUGGUGAUCAUCACCAGUUGCCACCUGUUGUGAAGAAUAUGGCUUUCCAGAAGUACAGUCACAUGGAUCAAAGUCUAUUUACAAGGUUUGUUCGUCUGGGCAUUCCUUAUAUUGAGCUCAAUGCCCAGGGUAGAGCUAGGCCAAGUAUAGCCAAACUUUACAACUGGAGGUACAGGGAUUUGGGAGACCUUCCUUAUGUAAAGGAGGAGGCAAUAUUCCAUAGAGCAAACGCUGGAUUUUCCUAUGAUUAUCAGUUGAUUGAUGUACCUGAUUACCAGGGGAAAGGAGAGACUGCCCCUUCUCCUUGGUUCUAUCAAAACGAGGGAGAAGCUGAAUAUGUUGUCAGUGUUUAUAUGUACAUGCGUUUACUAGGUUACCCUGCUAAUAAGAUAUCAAUCUUGACAACAUACAAUGGCCAGAAACUUUUGAUCCGUGAUGUUAUCAAUAGAAGAUGCAUUCCAUAUGAUUUCAUCGGUCCACCCAGUAAGGUAACUACUGUUGAUAAGUUUCAAGGUCAGCAAAACGAUUUUAUAUUGCUGUCUCUUGUGCGCACUCGCUUUGUUGGUCACCUUCGCGAUGUCAGAAGAUUGGUUGUUGCCAUGUCUCGUGCUCGACUUGGUCUGUAUGUGUUUUGCCGCCGUUCUCUGUUUGAACAAUGCUACGAAUUGCAGCCUACAUUUCAACAUCUGCUUCAGAGACCUGAUCGUCUUGCCCUCAAUUUGGAUGAGAUUACACGAUAUACUGAACGCUGUGUUGAAGAUACUGAACCCAUCCAUCUUGUCAGCAGUGUUGAUGAGAUGAUUAACAUUUUUAACUGGAGGUAUCAGGAACAGUACAUGAGACAUCAAUCUGAUCAUUAUACAGCCUACUCGGGUGCAUUCGAGGCGCAAAACGGUCAACAGAAUUCAAUGCCCAUUUACCAUGAUAUAGACACCAAUAUACCAGCAGCUGCUGAUGGUGCAGCAAGGGAUAUACCACAUGAAAGCAACAUGGAAGAUGAUACAAAGAUGGAUGGCCUUAUAAAUAGUGAAAACAGGGAUGUUCUGUUGAAUUCGAACGAGGAGGUGGAUAAGAAUGCUAGUAGAGAUGAAGAGAAUGAUAUGGUACCUGACAGCAACUCAAAUGAGGGAACCACGGUGCAAGAGUAGUCUGGUUAAUAACCCUCCUCACAAGGGUUCUCUUUUUUGGUAUUUUUGGACUUAUAAAAUGACCUGGAGCUUCAGCUUUAUGCAUAUUGAUGCCACCCAGCUAAGGCCUUCCUAUGACUAAAAGGUCUGAACCUACUCCAAUAGGAGACUAGGUCACAGGUCAUUUUGGCCUGAAGUUCCAAAACUUAACUCCUCAAGAGCCAGUGCCCUGCGACUUUAUCAUCUGGAAGAAGAAAAGAUGGAUGGUGCUUAAUUAUAAGAGUAUGUUUUUAGCUGUGCAGCGUCAAGCUUGUUGAAAAUUUUCAUCUCCUGAGGUCUCUACCAAGGAUUGAUUGUAAGUAAAACAUCAUGUAAUCUUGGGUUCAUCAGCUAAUCUUGUUGCUAAUUGGAGAUUACUAGUUUAUUGUGACA